AUUGGCUGAAGCUAGUGUGGCUCAGGCCACAUUGAACUACAUCCCUAGCCACAAGGUCGUGCUGAUCCAUCAAUUAAUUGUGGCUGAACCAAGAUGGCCGCGCUACUCGGUCAGAGUAGCGAUGGGGAAAACGAGACUGAGCUGACAAGCAGGUGGCGAGAAUUGAAUGAGAGAAUUCCAUGUUAGAAUAAACCGGACGAAUAAGGGAGCAGCUUAUCUUGGUCGAUUCAGCCUAUUAACUACAGGUACUGUGAAGUAGCAGGUUGUUUGGCUUAUGGUUAAAACGGCCGCUUGAUGAUUGGUCAUUCUGUCGUCCAGAAGUAGAUAUAAUGCUUAGAGAGUAUCGCGGCAGUUCAUGCCCCCGGGCAAAGUAUAUUCGCAUAUAAGAUGCGCCCUACAACUCUUAUAACAAAAAGUAAAGUGUAAAUAGUGUAGAGAUUAUUCACUUCAGCUUUAAACCUUUGCUAAACCUUCAGGGUUCAUCAUGCUAUGGAUUACGUUUACUACUGCUAUUACAGUGCUCUUUGCGCAGCACGCCUAUGCCCAGGGGCGUCUCCUCCGAUUUGUCUGUUCGCAGCUCGUUAUCGAACGAAUUGACCCUCUCGUCUCUCCCGGGAUGGUGCCAUCCCCUCACACUCACCAGGUCGUGGGAGGCAACUCGUUUAACGCGACGAUGGAUCCUGCGCGGCUUGAUCCCGCCGCGGCAUCUACUUGCACUACAUGCUCGUACGCUGAGGACUUUAGCAACUACUGGACUGCUAAUUUGUACUUUAAAUCGCCAGAAAACGGUACUUUCAAACGAGUGCCGCAGAUGCCGAACCCUACCUGCUGUCAGCAGAACGGUGGCCUUACGAUAUACUACAUGCUCCCCUUUUCCGGUAACCAGAAGGUCACGGCGUUCAAACCUGGUUUCCGAAUGCUAGCAGGCGACCCGUCGCUCCGCACCGCUACGGGCAAAGACCCGGGUAUAUGCCACCGGUGCUUAGGCGCUAGUAACGGGUUCCAACCGUGCGAUAGGACGGACAGUUCCGAGCUUCCGUCAAAGCCAUGCCCUCAGGGGAUUCGGUCGAGUAUCAUCUUCCCGACUUGCUGGGAUGGCAAGAACCUGGACAGUCCCGACCACAAGUCGCACAUGGCGUACUCUCCAGGAAUCUGUAGUGGAGGUAACUGCCUCGCUGGUGCCUCCUGCCCUAGCACCCACCCCGUCAGAGUUCCCGGAGUCAUGUACGAGAUCUACUGGAACACAAGCCAGUUCAACGACCCCAAGUACUUCUCAGCAGGCUCACAGCCGUUCGUGUAUAGUUUUGGUGACAGACUAGGCCACGGCCAGCAUGGCGAUUACCUGUUCGGGUGGAAAAGCGAUGCCCUUCAACGUGGCAUGGAUGCCCUAUCAGGACGUGACUGCAUCAACGAGAAGUGUAGCGCGCUGAAGUCUCAAUCAUAUAAAGACGCCAUGGCGUGUACGAAAAAAUCUGUCGUCGACGAGGAUGUAGGCUUGGAUGGGUGGAUUCCCGCUCUACCUGGUGGUAUGCCAGUGACCCAGUAAUAGUUGCAUUAUAUUUACCCUGGGUAUGCACCCCACCAUAAGAAAAUGUUAAUCUAAUAAGUUUACAACUGUCCAGUUUUAACAAUAAAAAUUAUGCCUUUUGAGCUGCGGAAGUAAACAGUGCACCCUGAUGUAUACUUUACUUUAGUGCAUGCUUUGAUGACCAUUUAGAGCGUUCCAACUUCUUAAAAUGCUUAAAACCAGUCUUUGUCUUUUUAUAUUCC
Messenger RNA from Xylaria bambusicola, 1770 nucleotides. RefSeq lists its product as uncharacterized. Lineage: Eukaryota; Fungi; Ascomycota; Sordariomycetes; Xylariales; Xylariaceae. The transcript is spliced from 6 exons. The record is from RefSeq and is a predicted model, not a curated record. The coding region runs from base 485 to 1546 and encodes 353 amino acids.